AUGAAGAUUUCUGUCAAAAUUCUAACAAUAUUGGUAGUGCUUGUUGUAAACAACCUGAUAAUCUUGGUAAAAAGUUCAUGUCCUGAAUAUGGUGCUUAUUAUAAAGGGACAUUUUGUUGGGCAGCAAAUGGAUUAGUUUGGUGGGAAGCUAAUAGCUGGCAAGAAUGCAGAGAAAGAUGCAAAAGUAACUUGUUUAGUGCGGUUCCAUGUAAAACUUUUGCGUGGGAUAGUAAAGGUGGUAUGUGUACUUUACAAAAUGGUGAUAGAGAAUGUAAAGAAAAUAAUCAAAAUUUCGUUUCAGGUUAUCCAGAUGUUGAUGUUACUGGUAGCUGUGCAACGACAUGUACUGUUGGAGCCUGGAGUGAAUGGUCUGAUAGUUGUAUUCCAAAAGUAUAUGGUGGAAUUACUUAUAGGACAAGAAAAGUUGUAAACAAGCCAAAAUAUCCGUUAGAGAAGUGUCCACAUCUUCAAGAAGUUGUCAAUUGUAGUGAUCGUAACUGGGGUAAAAUGAAUACUGCUCAAUUAAAUGACGAGAAUUCUGCCUUAAAUUAUGUAUUGAGUGGAAAAAUUUUACAAUCUGCUCUUGGUAGAGACACUUCAGCAUCAAAUUGUCCAAAUUACGAUGUAGGAGUUUUGGGUUGGGGAUGUACCUUGGAUGAUGACUUGAAUUAUGGAAACUUGUUAAAAACUGAAAGCUAUACUUGGCAAGACUGUUUAAAUAGAUGUAAACAAAGAUCCGACUGUAAAUAUUUCAAUUUCAGAUCUACCGGUACAGGAUCUUCUCCGUGUUAUCUUAUUUUAGGUGAUAUUGGCUGUAGUUUCCACUCCAUUGGUUGGAUUAGUGGAAGUAAAGAUUUAUCCGUGAAAUACGGAGAUUGCGACAUUAACUGUGUCCUAGGUGAAUGGUCACAGUGGAGUGGUUGUGAUUCCGCUCUUUGCACUGAUGGAAAGGCAUAUAGUAAGCGAACAAGACCAAUUUUAACUUCACCAAGAGGAUCAGGUGUAGCCUGUCCAAAAACUAGAGAUCUCAAAGAAUGCACUAGCUCAUACACAUGCAUGGCAAAUUCAUGUGUUGUAGGUCAAUGGUCAUCUUGGACAAAAUGUAGUGAAGGUUGUGGUCAAACAGCUAGGAGAAGAACAGUUCAACAAAUCCCAUCUCCAGGUGGCAUUCCUUGUCCUCAUUUGUUUGAAGUCUCAUUUAAUGAUAAUUGCGAUUAUAGUGGAAAUGAACUUCAAAGAAUCACAUGUUCGAUAUUUUCGCCUGGUAGUUGGGGUCCUUGGUCUCAAUGUAGUUCCAGUUGUGGUGGUGGAUACAAAGUUAAAACCAAAGUUUUGAGGUUAUACUCUGCUCUAGAAAGCUGCAAUCAACAACAGUGCAGUGUUUACAAUGUUGAAAAAUGUGACAUCCCCUUUUCCCAAAGUUCCCUUUAUUCACAAUUCAACAGACUUUGUCUCGUUACUGGCUAUUCAAAUUCAAAAGAUAGGAUUGUAUUACUCACCAGUUAUGGCACUAAAGUAUGA
Cryptosporidium ubiquitum is the source of this 1521-nucleotide messenger RNA. Its product is annotated as TSP1 domain-containing protein TSP3 precursor. Lineage: Eukaryota; Apicomplexa; Conoidasida; Eucoccidiorida; Cryptosporidiidae. The transcript has a single exon. Bases 1 to 1521 code for a protein of 506 amino acids. The record is from RefSeq and is a predicted model, not a curated record.